Molecule: messenger RNA, 3291 nt
Organism: Mastomys coucha (southern multimammate mouse)
Lineage: Eukaryota; Metazoa; Chordata; Mammalia; Rodentia; Muridae
Product: zinc finger protein 431-like
Exons: 4
Coding region: 118-2526 (802 amino acids)
Biological process (GO): regulation of DNA-templated transcription
Source: RefSeq, a predicted model, not a curated record
GCGGGCUCUUCCGGGCGCCGUGCUCUUGGCUCUGUUCUGAAGCGGUUUAGGUGCUGGCGGUUCUGUGCCCCUGCUGAGACCUGAGAAGUGUACUCGAGCAAGCUUGGAGGCCAAGAGAUGGAUGCAGUGACCUAUGAUGAUGUGCACAUAAACUUCACUCAGGAAGAAUGGGUCUUGUUGAAUCUUUCUCAGAAGAAGCUCUACAAAGAUGUUAUCCUGGAGACCUACAGGAACCUCACUGCUAUAGGAUACAAAUGGAAGGAACACAAUAUUGAAGAAUAUUGUCAAAAUUCUAGAAUACAUGGAAGGCAAGAAAGAAGUCAUCCUGGAAAUAAACCCUAUGAAUAUACUCAAUGUGGUAAAGCCUUUGCAUAUCACAGUCAUCUACAAAGUCAUGAAGGAGUUCAUGCUGGAGAGGAAUCCUAUGAAUGUAAUCAAUGUAACAAUCACAGUUCUCCUCAAAAUCAUGAAAAAAAUCAUAUUGAAGAGAGUGUAUAUGAAUGCAAUGAAUGUGGUAAAGCCUUUUCACAAGAGAGUCAUCUCCAAAUACAUACAAGGACACAUCGUGGACAGAAAUACUAUGAAUGUAAGCAAUGUUGUAAAGCCUUUGCCUGUGGCACCAGUCUUCAAAAACAUGAAGAAGAUCAUACUAGAGAUACAACCUCUGAAUCUGAGCAAAGUGGUACAGAUUUUGUACAUCAGAGUUAUCUCCAAAAACCUAAAAGAACAUAUAUUGUACAGAAACCCUACAAAUGCGCUCAAUGUGAUAAAGUGUUUUCAAAACGUAGUAAUUUCCAAAGACAUAGAAGAACACAUACUCGAGAGAAACCCUAUGAAUGUAACCAAUGUAGUAAAGGCUUUGCACUGCCUAGAUAUCUCAGAAAACAUAAAAGAACACAUACUGGAGAGAAACCCUACAAAUGUAAUCAGUGUAGUAAAACCUUUGCACAGAGUAGUGGUCUUCAAAAUCAUGAAAGAAUUCAUACCGGAGAGAAGCCCUAUGAAUGUAAUCAAUGUGGUAAAUCCUUUGCACAUCCCAAUUAUCUCCAGAAACAUGAAAAAACUCAUACCGGAGAAAAACCCUAUGAAUGUAAUCAAUGUGGUAAAGCCUUUGAACAACACAUUCAUCUUCAAAUUCAUGAAAGAAUCCAUACUGAAGAGAAACCCUAUGUAUGUAAUCAAUGUGGUAAAGCCUUUGCAUAUCACAGUCAUCUUAAAGUUCAUGGAAGAGCUCAUACUGGAGAGAAACCCUAUGAAUGUAAUAAAUGUGGUAGAGCUUUUGCAUAUAGCAGUAGUCUUCAAAUACAUGAAAUAAUCCAUACUACAGAGAAACCCUAUGAAUGUAAUCAAUGUGGUAGAGCCUUUGCACAUCAGAGUUAUCUCCAGAAACAUGAAAGAACACAUACUGGGGAGAAACCCUAUAAAUGUACACAAUGUGGUAAAGCCUUUGCACAACAGAUUCAUCUUCAAGUUCAUGGAAGAAUCCAUACUGGAGAGAAACCCUAUGAAUGUAAUCAGUGUGGCAGAGCCUUUGCAUAUAGCAGUAGUCUUAAAAAACAUGAAGUGGUCCAUACUGGAGAGAAACCCUAUGAAUGUAAACAAUGUGGUAAAGCCUUUGCAUAUCCCAGAUAUCUCCAUAAACAUGAAAGAACACAUACUGGAGAGAAACCCUAUGAAUGUAAUCAGUGUAGUAAAGCCUUUGCACAUCACAGUUAUCUCCAGAAACAUGAAAGAAUUCAUACUGAAGAGAAACCCUAUGAAUGUAAUCAGUGUGGUAAAACCUUUGCACAUCCCAGUUAUCUCCAAAAUCAUGAAAGAACACAUACUGAAGAGAAACCCUAUGAAUGUAAUCAAUGUGGUAAAGCUUUUUCAAAGCAGACUCUUCUCCAACUACAUAAAAGAACGCAUACUGGAGAGAAACCCUAUGUAUGUAAUCAAUGUGGUAAAGCCUUUGCAUAUCACAGUCAUCUAAAAGUUCAUGGAAGAGCUCAUACUGGAGAGAAGCCCUAUGAAUGUAAUCAAUGCGGUAGAACCUUUGCAUAUAGCAGUAGUCUUCAAAUACAUGAAAUAAUCCAUACUGCAGAGAAACCCUAUGAAUGUAAUCAAUGUGGUAGAGCCUUUGCACACCAGAGUUAUCUCCAGAAACAUGAAAGAACACAUACUGGAGAGAAACCCUAUAAAUGUACACAAUGUGGUAAAGCCUUUGCACAACAGAUUCAUCUUCAAGUUCAUGGAAGAAUCCAUACUGGAGAGAAACCCUAUGAAUGUAAUCAGUGUGGUAGAGCCUUUGCAUAUAGCAGUAGUCUUAAAAAACAUGAAGUGGUCCAUACUGGAGAGAAACCCUAUGAAUGUAAACAAUGUGGUAAAGCCUUUGCACAUCUCAGAUAUCUUCAAAAACAUGAAAGAACACAUACUGGAGAGAAACCCUGUGAAUCUAAUCAGUGUGGUAAAGCCUUUGCACAUAACAAUAGUCUUCAAGAACAUGAAAGAAUUCAUACUGAAGAGAAACCCUAUGAAUGUAGUUAACAUGGUAAAGCCUUUGCAUGCCACAGUAGUCUUCAUAUUCUUGAAAGAAUUCAUAUUGAAGAGAAAUCCUAUGAUGUAAUCAAUGUGGUAAAGCAUUGCAUAUCACAAUCACCUUCAAGUACAUAAAAGAACAUACUGAAGGGAAAUGCAGUCAAUGUAGUAUAAAGCCUUUGAACAUUCACAGUUAUUUUCAAAUACAAAGGAACACAUACUGGAGAGUAACCUUAUGAAUGUAAUCAGCCUGUUAAAGCCUUUGCUUAUCACAGUUGUCUAUGAGGACAUGAAAGUACUCAGACUGAAGUGAAUCUAUGAACAUAAAGUAUUUUUCCCAUAGAUUUAUUGUUUACUCAGUGUUAAAUGUUAUAGAGGUCAUACACUGUGGGAACCAUGCCUGAGAACCCAAAGAGAGAAAUGGUGCAAUGGACAGCCUCAUCCACCCAGACAGUGUAUUAAAACUUGAUUCAUAUGCAUUUUGAUAAUUUCACAAUCUUAAAAAAUUAUAACAAGACUUGGAAUUUACAUCUGCUAAAGGUCUUCAGUGUUCCAAUACAGUAUGCCAUUAAACUUCAUAUAUCUCUGUUCACUUCUUAAACCAUAACCCCAAACAAAAUUUGUGUGUGUAUGUGUGUUUACCUGGGGUAGAGUAUAAAGUAUUUGAUAAGAUCUUUAGGCUACACACUUAAAUUCAAGUUACACAAGAGUUACUGUGGAUUAAAAAAAAAAAAUCUGACAAUUGUCAACAAUCUCUUCAAGCCUUUGGAUUCA